AUGCAGCAGAUACCACCGGGGGCUCUGGCGUCACCCUUCGAAGUCCGUACGGCUAGCAGCGGUGCAGUCGUGUCCUCCUCCCCGCACGGGGGUCCCCGCCCUGGCGCACCACAACAGCAGCAGCAGGACUUCCGUGUCCCGCCACCGCCGGCGUCGUCCGACGCUGCCGGUGACGGUACCGUGACCGUAGCCCACUUCCGUUCCGGUUCCGGUCCCAGCCCCGAUACUGCGAUCGACAUGUCCGGAAUCGAGGCUCCAGGGCCGAUCUUCCAUCCGGAUCUCAUGCGGGGUCAAGAAGCGCACUUGCCGUCCACCGGGGGCGAGCACGACGGGCAGCGCCAGCAUGCCGUCGUGCCAUGUGCGAUCGGGUCUAUCGGGCAACUAAGGCGCCCAGCUCACGCGCAGCAGGCUGACCAUGACCAGGCCAUGCAGGUUCCAGAUCAACACGGUCAAUUCGGCAUCUUGGCGCCGGGUCCCGCGAUCCCUGAUCCGAGUGCCGCCGGGAUGGAAGAGUCACUCAUUGGGCCCAGCGGCUUUGUUCCCAUCGACGGCACUACUGCCCCCGGCUGGCGGCCACAUGGUAGUCUCCUCAGCAGUAAAUGGGUCAUAGAUCCUCCGAAUCUCCAAGAGUGGCGCCAGAAGCUGUUCGACGCAGACGGCCUCAUCAUCCUUACUCAUGAACAAUUCGAGGCCUAUUUCCCACACGUAGACAAUGUUUACUCCCACAGAUCAACUCAAACGUACAAGAAGAAGCCUUUCAUCUCGCAUUAUUGGGACUGCCGUCUCAAGGGCCGGCCGCCCGGAACCAAGAAAUCGGACGACCCCAACAAGAAGCGUCGCAACCGCGUGUCGCGCAAGCUCAACCUCUGCGAUGUCAAGAUCAAGAUCACCGAGUACUUCCCCGGCGCAACGCUCCAUGAUGUUGACGAUGGCACUUACGUGCCACUCAAUGGGGGGCAGGCCCUCAACGGCGUGCACACCAUCCUCUCACCUCCUGGCGAGAGGGAAUUGCGCGUCGCACCUGCUACACCGGACAAUCUGCCUGCGCCAGGACAAAAGUUCUGGACGAUCCAGAGGGUGAAUGGACAUAUUAGCAUCAGCGGCAUUCCCGGGCCACAUCAGCAUACCUUGGCAAAGAGCGACGAGGUGAAACGGAAUAGCAUCCAGCGGUAUCUGGCCAAACAUAAGAAUGAACUGACAAAGAGCGACGGACCCAAGAAGGCGACUGGAAAGGCACAUUGGACCAUAAAGAGACACGAAAAGCAGAGCGAUCUGAAGUUAUAUUCGGCAUGUUAUUGCCCCUUUUCUCACCGCGUCUGGAUCGCCCUCGAAGCAAAGGGGCUCCAGUAUCAAUAUUGCGAAGAGGAUCCGUACAGGGCGUCCGCAUCACAGGAGCUUCUGGAAGCCAAUCCACGGGGAACAGUACCUGCCAUACGGCAGGGAGACUGGGCAUGCGCGGACAGCGGUGUCAUAUUGGAAUAUCUCGAAGAGAUGGACAGCAACAUCCCGUUGUUCCCUUCAGACACAAAGCUCCGUGCAAAUUGUAGACAAUGGAUAGGCCACAUAAACUCCCGCUUGGUCCCGGCCUUCUACCGACUUCUACGUUAUCCGGACCCAGCUCAACAACCGCAAAACAUUGAAAGGCUGCAGGAGGCCAUCAAGGAUCUCGUCCUCGCCGCCGAUGAGGAGGGGCCCUUUUUUCUCGGCAGCAGCCUGUCCCUCGUUGACGUCCACUUCGCUCCCUUCGCUGUCCGCCUCUCGCGCAUCCUGCAGCCCCGCUGUGGUUGGACGGCCCCUACGCCGGGAUUACGUUGGGCUAGAUGGCUUGACGCGUUAGAGAGCAAUGUGCACGUCAAGGCUACGACGAGCGGAAGGGACCUGUACGUUGAUACUGUCGAGCCUUUGCAGAUUGCUCUGGAUCCGGAGGGAUACUUGUGUAUUUGA
Messenger RNA from Colletotrichum graminicola M1.001, 1944 nucleotides. RefSeq names its product glutathione S-transferase domain-containing protein. The record is from RefSeq and is a predicted model, not a curated record. Lineage: Eukaryota; Fungi; Ascomycota; Sordariomycetes; Glomerellales; Glomerellaceae. Gene Ontology annotation, cellular component: cytoplasm. The transcript is spliced from 6 exons. Bases 1 to 1944 code for a protein of 647 amino acids.